Molecule: messenger RNA, 1207 nt
Organism: Mercenaria mercenaria
Lineage: Eukaryota; Metazoa; Mollusca; Bivalvia; Venerida; Veneridae
Product: probable 28S ribosomal protein S25, mitochondrial
Exons: 4
Coding region: 121-624 (167 amino acids)
Cellular component (GO): mitochondrion
Molecular function (GO): structural constituent of ribosome
Source: RefSeq, a predicted model, not a curated record
AUUUGUGAAGGUCAACCGGUGGCUACUUUUUGGUAGAGCAGAACACACAUUUCGAGAAAAUGUAAACUUGUCUUAUUUUGCAGAUUUUUUCUUUAUUCUACGACACAUAUAGAACGAGUCAUGCCAUUCAUGAAAGGAUCUGCGCCUGUAAGGCGAACGAAGGCGUAUUUAGAAGCUGGCAAAUUGAUAUUCCACCCACGAAUCAGAGUGAUGACCAUAAAUUACAAUCUUGACCAAAAAGCGAGUGACGGGGUAUACAAUUUUCUUUUCUGGCAUCUGCCACAGAUCAAGUACAAAAAUCGACACCUGCAAUUGCUGAAGUUCAAAAAUAUGACACCUACUCCAUGUAUUCAGUUGUUUUUUGCUGAUCGAGAAACACAAGUCAUUGAUGUUUAUGGUCGGACACGGAAUGAAAUUCAUGAGCAUUUGUUUGAGACAUUUUGUGAACCUUUAAAAACACAGAGCAAGGAAAAGUGGAAUCCAGCUAAUUUUGGAUAUGGUUGUAGACACUGGUGUAUGUGCGAGGUACCAGGUCAGGUCCCAUGUCCAGGCUUUGUACCAUUACCAAAAGAAAUGACAGGAAAAUACAUUAGACAAAAGGCUUUAGAGGAACAGGAGUCAUAGCACGAGUUAUUUUUUUAAUGUAAAGAAUUUCCAGAGUGUUAAAUAUACAGCUACUAUAUAUAUACCGGUAGUCUUGUUUCCUAAAGUGUUCAGUGUUGGGAAAUGGUUAACAACUUUUAAAAGAUGUGAUAAAAGAUAUGCCAGUGAUCAUAUAAGAAACAAGAAAAUAUGUAGUUCCAGUAUAACUACAUCUAUGUUUGCUCCAGGAGCGUAUUGAAACCCAAAUUGGUGUUAAGAAAAACUUUUGGGGAAAUUGAUGUUGCAGUUUUAUGCAGGAAUUUUUUUUUUCCCAAAAAUGUUGAAAGAAGUUCCUCACUUCUUUGUUGAAACUUUGCAUCUCAAAUUCCAAGUGAAUUGGUUGUUUUACAUGACUUAGAAAUUAUAUUUGUGCGUUUGUUUAUUUGGGACAAGACUUGAAAAAUUCUCAAAGAUAGCCGGAAUUUCAAGAUUAGCAAGUUCUAUUUCCUGAAUUUCAGCUUUAUUUGUUUAAGAAAUAAAUUGUACAGAUAUACGUUCACCAAGAUACAGUAGGUUUUGUAAACAUAGAAUUUACAGAAUUAAAUUAUUGUUUUAAUAGAAAUAA